GACACAUAACUCAUUUGCAAUAUUCUUCAAAUUAAAAAACUUAGAUAUACAAUGUGUCGCGUUUAGGUGCCGCGCUUUAGGCGUAAAUGCGAUUUCAGGAACAAUCUUGGCUGGAGCCGGUGGAGCUCAAAUUCUCCAAACGAUUUGAUCCGUACGAGAAAAACAGCAAACCGGCAAGAUGAUGGUGGAUCUCAGCUCCUUCUCGGAGGAGAAAUUCGACCCUAAAAAAUGGAUCAACGGCGCCGUUCAGCAGCGGCACCCGCAGGAUCCCGUCGAGAAGCAUCUCGUCGAUCUGGAGAUGAAGCUGCAGAUGGUGUCCGAGGAGAUCGCCGCCUCUCUCGAGGAGCAGAGCUCCGCUGCGCUCCUCCGCGUCCCCCGCGCCUCCCGCGACGUCCUCCGCCUCCGUGACGACGCGCUCUCCCUCCGCUCAUCCGUCGCCAGCAUACUGAUCUCGCUCAAGAAGGCUGAGGGAUCCUCUGCAGAGUCAAUUACUGCCCUUGCUAAAAUUGAUACAGUCAAGCGGCGGAUGGAAGCUGCAUAUGAGACAUUGCAGGAUGCUGCUGGAUUAACGCAACUAAGCUCGACUGUGGAGGAUGUGUUUGCCAGUGGCGAUCUCUCACGUGCUGCAGAAACGUUGGCUAACAUGAGACAUUGUCUUACUGCUGUUGGGGAGGUUGCUGAAUUUGCUAAUAUAAGGAAACAACUUGAAGUUUUGGAAGAUAGACUGGACUCAAUGGUUCAGCCUCGUCUCACAGAUGCAUUGAACAAUAAAAAGGCUAAUGUCGCUCAAGAAAUGCGGGGAAUCCUCAUUAGAAUUGGGAGAUUUAAGUCGUUAGAGAAUUGCUACUCGAAAGUCCACCUCAGACCCAUAAAGAAGCUAUGGGAAGAUUUUGACUUAAGGCAACAGUCCAGUAAACUUGCAAAUGAGAAGAAUGAAGUGGAACAGUUCUCACGUAGUAUGGAUUCACAAUUAAAUGAGCCAACACUAUCUUUCGCACGAUGGUUGCCAAGUUUCUAUGACGAGUUGCUACUUUAUCUUGAGCAAGAGUGGAAGUGGUGCAUUCUUGCAUUCCCUGAAGAUUACAAAACUCUUGUUCCUAAAUUGUUGACUGAGACAAUGGCAUCCAUCUGUACAAGUUUUGUAUCUCGCGUUAAUCUAGCUACUGGAAAUGUUGUUCCUGAGACUAAAGCAUUGGCAAAAGGUGUAUUAGACAUCUUAUCUGGUGAUUUACCCAAAGGUGUCAAAAUUCAUACAAAACAUUUAGAGGCUCUGAUAGAACUACAUAAUUUGACUGGGAGUUUUGCCAGGAAUAUCCAACAUUUAUUUUCAGAUUCAAAUCAGCAUGUGUUAUUGGAUACACUGAAGGCGGUGUACUUGCCAUAUGAAACUUUCAAACAAAGAUAUGGGCAAAUGGAGCGUGGUGUGCUGUCCGGGGGGAUUGCUGGUCUUGAUCUUAGGGGAGUUAGUACUCGCAUUAUUGGUGUCCAGGGAGUUGAACUCAGUGAAACAGUGAGAAGAAUGGAAGAGUCCAUCCCACUAGUCAUUCUACUUCUUGAAGCUGCCACAGAAAGAUGCAUUAACUUUACUGGUGGUUCUGAGUUAGAUGAACUAAUCCUAGCCCUAGACGAUGUAACAUUGCAAUACAUCACGAUCCUUCAGGGAAAUCUGAAAGCAUUAAGAGCAGUGUGUGGAGUGGAUGUAGCUGUGGAUAACGUUGUAGGAAAGAAGGAAACUGGUUCAGACAGGAAAGAUGCAGCUUCGCAUGCGCGUAAAGUUGAUUUUAGUUCCAAUGAGGAGGAAUGGUCUUUUGUUCAGGGUGCUUUACAGAUUCUCACCGUUGCAGAUGGCCUGACAAGCCGAAUUUCAGUUUUUGAAGCUUCCUUGAAGUCCACGCUUACUCGACUGAGCACUAAUCUGUCUUUUUCCAUGUAUGGUUCAAAUCUUGACCAGAACCAAUCACAUUUGGAUGAUAAUGAUGGAACUGGGGGAUCUUCAACAGCAGGAAAAGCUUCCUUGGAUGUUGCAGCUCUCCGGCUUGUUGAUGUCCCCGAAAAGGCUCGGAAAUUAUUUAGCCUCUUAGAGCAGUCAAAAGAUCCCCGAUUCCACGCCCUUCCACUGGCUUCUCAAAGAGUAGCAGCAUUUUCAGAGGCAGUCAACGAGCUAGUCUACGACGUACUCAUACUAAAAGUGAGACAACACUUCAAUGAUCUGUCUCAUCUACCGAUAUGGUCUUCUGUUGAAGAGCCGAGCGCUUUCCCCGUUCCAAGCUUUAGCGCCUACCCUCAGUCUUACGUGAACAAUGUCGGUGAGUACCUUCUCACUCUACCCCAACAAUUGGAGCCCCUUGCUGAGGGUAUUUCCAACAGCGACGCCAAUGCUGAGGAGGCACAAUUUUUUGCAACCGAAUGGAUGUUCAAGGUUGGUGAGGGAGCUGCUGCUCUUUAUAUAGAGCAGUUGCGCGGGAUCCAGAAGAUAACAGAUCGCGGAGCGCAGCAGCUAUCCGUGGAUAUCGAGUACUUGAGCAACGUGCUGUCAGCUCUAUCGAUGCCCACGCCCCCUGUUCUUGCCACAUUUCACACAUGCUUCUCAACACCAAGGGAUCAGCUCAAGGAUCUCGUCAAAUCGGAUUCAGGUAAUCAGCUAGAUCUUCCCACAGCUAACCUCGUGUGUAAGAUGCGGGGCGUCAGACUUGAUUAGGGGCCCCAUCGUCGUCAGAAUUCGUCUCGCCUGAAGCUGCUACCUCCCGAUACAUUUGUUCGUAUGUAUUGAUGAAAUGAAAUACGAGACUGUAAAAAUGCCAAUAUUGGAAUAGCUCUGACAAAAAUAAUUUUUUUGUUGUUGUUGAGAUAACUCAUUGAUAUGAUGGAGAAAAGGGUAAUUCAAAGGUUUAUAAAUUUGUUA
Messenger RNA from Salvia miltiorrhiza (redroot sage), 2902 nucleotides. Its product is annotated as conserved oligomeric Golgi complex subunit 7. Gene Ontology annotation, cellular component: COG complex. The record is from RefSeq and is a predicted model, not a curated record. Gene Ontology annotation, biological process: retrograde vesicle-mediated transport, Golgi to endoplasmic reticulum; intracellular protein transport; Golgi organization. The coding region runs from base 179 to 2698 and encodes 839 amino acids. The transcript has 10 exons. NCBI's taxonomy places the organism in Eukaryota, Viridiplantae, Streptophyta, Magnoliopsida, Lamiales, Lamiaceae.